CCUUUCUCGUUUCCGGGCUGGCGGAGGAGCGGCGGAGGUGUGGGUGGCGAUGGCGGAGAGGGGGCUGCCCGGGCUGGAGGCCCAGCGGCGGCAGGUAGAGGGAGAGGGGCCGGGCCAGCCCGGGAGGAAGAGACCUCUGGGAGCGGGAGAGAAGUGGUAUUUGCUGGAAAAUCAUUGGUACAAGCAGUGGAAAGCUUAUGUGGAAUCUGGAGAUCAGAACUCAAAUGCUUUUCCUGGACGGAUCAACAAUGCUGAACUCUUUGAAGAUUUGGAAUCUUACCGGUUGAAGGACAAGCUGGUAGAACAUGAAGAGUACAUUCUGGUGCCAGAGGAAGUGUGGGACAAGCUGGUGAGCUGGUACGGCAUUGAACAUGGCCAGCCAGCCAUUGAACGAAAGGUGGUAGAUCUUCCUAGCAUGCAGAAGGUGGAGGUUUACUUGGUUGAUCUGUACCUCUGUCAGCACAAUGAUGUAGACAGCCCUGUGGUCUCUCAAUUUAGCCGGAUGGACACCAUUGAUACAGUGCUAAAAGAGGCCCGGAAUCAGUUUUCAGUUCCAGCAGAAGAUGAAUCAAGACUCUGGGUGAAAAAUGCUGAUGGCUCCUAUGAGAGGUUACGAAACUUGCAGAUGACUGUGCUGGAUGCCUGCCUAAGUUCAGGGCAGAUUGUGAUAAUGGAGACCAGGAGUAAAGACGGUACUUGGCCCAGUUCCAGACCACAUAUCAUGAAGAAUUCCAUUGAUGAGGAAGAGCGGUACCGGGGCCAGCCAGGGAUUUGUGGCCUUACCAACCUGGGGAACACAUGCUUCAUGAACUCUGCUUUGCAAUGUCUCAGCAAUGUGCCCCCUCUGACAGAAUACUUCCUCAAUAACAAUUAUCUGGAUGAAUUAAACUUCAGCAACCCUCUUGGCAUGAAAGGUGAAAUUGCUGAAGCCUAUGCGGAUCUCAUUAAACAGAAGUGGUCUGGCCAUCACCGCUCCAUCGUGCCCCGAAUGUUCAAGACCAAAGUGGGCCAUUUUGCCUCUCAGUUCCUUGGCUAUCAGCAGCACGAUUCCCAGGAGCUUCUCUCCUUCCUGCUCGAUGGUUUGCAUGAGGAUCUCAACCGUGUGAAGAAGAAAGAGUACAUUGAAUUAAAGGAUGCAGCAGGGAGACCCGAUGAGGAAGUAGCAGAAGAAGCGUGGCGCAACCACAAACGUCGCAACAAUUCCAUCAUUGUUGAUAUCUUCCAUGGACUCUUCAAAUCAACAUUGGUUUGCCCUGAAUGUAACAAAGUUUCGGUGACUUUUGACCCCUUCUGCUACCUCAGUGCCCCUCUGCCAAUUAGCAAAGAUCGAGUGCUGGAGGUUUUCUUUGUAUCCAUGGAUCCCUGUAAGAAACCUGAACAGCAUAGGCUGAUUGUCCCGAAAGCUGGGAAAAUGCUAGACCUCUGUCAUGCUUUAUCAGAGCACACAGAUGUGCCUGCUGAGCGGAUGAUGGUGGCCGAUGUGUUCAGUCACCGCUUCUACAAGAUCUACCAGAGGGAAGAGUCUCUCAGCUGUAUCCAGGAACGGGAUGACAUCUUCAUAUACGAGGUUUCUGUGUCCUGUCUGGAAGACCCGGCCUCAGCAGAUGCAGUGGUUCUGCCAAUCUACCUUCGGGAGCGUACCCAGGGCCGGGACUACAGCAACAGCUACUAUGGGGUCGUGCUUUUUGGUCACCCCCUUCUGGUAUCUGUGCCCCGGGAUCAGCUCUCCUCAGAUGCCUUGUACCAGCUCCUGCUGCAUCGGCUCUCCCGCUAUGUGACAUGGCCAGACUCUGAGGACGAACAGAGUGAGGAGGAGGAAGAGGAGGAGGAGGAAGAGGAAGAGGAGGAAGAAGAGGAUCUCUACAAUAAGAGAUCCAAUGGACUGAGUGAAGGGGAGGAUGAGGAGGAAGAUGAGGAAACAACAGCGGAAGGCUUUGCCAAUCAGGACCCUAGCUCAGGGACCCCUUCAGACACUUCAGUGGGGGAGGAAGGGGCUAGUGGGGAGGAGAGGCGGAGCCCCAACACAUCUCCCCCACAGCGUCCCCAGUCUCCCCGUGUGCCAUCUUUCAGUCCCAGUCCUCCUACAGCCAACCAGGCGAAGCGUAAAUGCUGUCUGCCCCAGAAGCGGCCAAAAUUGCUUUUUACACUACAGCCCGUCAGUUCUAAUGGCACCAGUGACUGGCUGGCCGGCCAAGAAGAGAGCAAUCCUGUCUCCUUCAACUCCCAACCAUACGUUGCUCUAGACUGGGAUUCUGAAAUGAAGAAGCGCUACUACAAUGACAUUGAGGCCGAAGGCUAUGACAAACAUGACUGUAUGGGCUACACGCUGAAGAAGGAUCCCAUUAAGCUGCAGGAGUGCAUUGAAUUGUUCACUACCAUGGAAACACUGGAGGAGGAAAAUCCCUGGUAUUGUCCCACCUGCAAAAAACACCAACUUGCCACCAAGAAGCUGGAUUUAUGGUCACUACCGGAGAUUCUGAUUAUUCACCUCAAGCGUUUCUCUUAUACCAAAUUAUCCCGGGAGAAACUUGAUACCCUCGUGGAAUUCCCUAUCCAACACCACUUUUGCCCGGAACAAGGACACUGGGGCGUGGUAUUAUUUUGAUGAUAGCAACGUGUCUGCGGUUUCAAAUAACCAGAUUGAGUCCAAAGCUGCCUAUGUCCUCUUCUAUCAACGCCAGGACAAAAUCCGCCACCCAACUCCCCUUGCUGCAUCCACGAGUACAUCUGCUUGCGGGAAUGAGGAGGACUAUGCUGCCUGCUGCGAUUCUCACUUCCAAGAGCUAGCAAACCGGGACUUCAUGGAUGUGGACUGACCUUCAGCUCGCUUCCCUUCUCCAUUUGCAACAGGCGGAGAACCAUAUACGUUCCCUUCCUUGAACUGAAGGGGGCAGCUGGAUUUCAGGCCUUGGAAUAAGGGCAGGGCAGGGAUGUAGGAGACGAGAUAGAGCCCCUUACCAGCACAAGCAGACCUGCCAUCGUCCUGUGUCCCAAAGUGCAAGGCUCUUUGCCUAGCACAUAGUUCCCCAUUGUGGAGGGGAAGAUUGACUAUCCUUUAAAAGGCUUGUGCCUUACACCAACAUAAUAAGAUAGGCUUCUUGGAUUGUCUCCUCCAUUCCCCCUUUUUUUACAUCUCAAAAUUGAGAUGCUUUUAUUAGUGCUAGGUUUCCUAUGUGGAAGGAAACUUAAAUGCAUCAUUUUUAUGCUGGCUGUGCACUCCGCACCCCACCCCCAAUCUCCCGCAGUAUUAGGCCACUCUCUAAUCAGGGUAUCUGCCCUUGUUUUGCUGCUCGGGACUUCAUGUCUUCACCUCCAGUUCUCCAUUGCUGGUUCCUGUGUUUUGGGAGGAGUUUGCCAAGAUCCUAACUCCUGUGUAGUCUGUGGCCAAUUAGGACACUUCCCUGCUACUGCCCUACGUCUGACAUUGGAUACGUCUGGAUAAAUGUACCCCACACCCUCCAUGU
Molecule: messenger RNA, 3464 nt
Organism: Thamnophis sirtalis
Lineage: Eukaryota; Metazoa; Chordata; Lepidosauria; Squamata; Natricidae
Source: RefSeq, a predicted model, not a curated record